Boleophthalmus pectinirostris (great blue-spotted mudskipper) is the source of this 2259-nucleotide messenger RNA. RefSeq names its product solute carrier family 7 member 14b (gene slc7a14b). Gene Ontology annotation, molecular function: amino acid transmembrane transporter activity. NCBI's taxonomy places the organism in Eukaryota, Metazoa, Chordata, Actinopteri, Gobiiformes, Gobiidae. The transcript is spliced from 7 exons. The coding region runs from base 1 to 2259 and encodes 752 amino acids. The record is from RefSeq and is a predicted model, not a curated record. Gene Ontology annotation, biological process: amino acid transport; transmembrane transport. Gene Ontology annotation, cellular component: plasma membrane.
AUGGCGUCUUUCCUGAGCCGCGUGUUUUCCGGAGACUCGGCGUACCUCAUGUACUCCCGGCUCGUCCGCACCAAACCCGUGGGCUCCAUGGGGCAGUCCGGGGACGAGCUCACGGAGAUGGGCGACUCGUCCUCGGGCGUGGGCCUCGCCAAGGUGCUGACCACGGUGGACCUGGUGUCUCUGGGCGUGGGCAGCUGCGUGGGCACGGGCAUGUACGUGGUGUCCGGGCUCGUGGCCAAGGCGAUGGCGGGGCCCGGGGUCAUACUCUCCUUCAUCAUCGCGGCGGUGGCUUCGGUUCUCUCAGGUGUGUGUUAUGCCGAGUUUGGCGUCCGUGUCCCGAAGACCACCGGCUCGGCGUACACCUACAGUUACGUGACGGUCGGGGAGUUCGUGGCGUUUUUCAUCGGCUGGAACCUGAUUCUGGAGUAUCUGAUCGGGACGGCGGCCGGGGCCUCGGCGCUCAGCAGCAUGUUCGACUCUUUGGCCAAUCACACCAUCAGCCAAUACAUGAUCACACACCUGGGCACGCUGCGAGGGCUGGGUAAAGGUGAGGACACGUACCCGGACCUGCUGGCGCUCUUCAUCGUGCUCCUCGUCACGGCGAUCAUCGCUCUGGGCGUCAGAAACUCCAUCGGCUUCAACAACGUCCUGAACGUGGUGAACCUGGUGGUGUGGGUCUUCAUGAUCAUCGCUGGACUCUUCUUCAUCUCAGCACGAAACUGGGAGGGAGGAAACUUUCUGCCCUACGGAUGGUCCGGGGUGAUGCAGGGAGCAGCCACCUGUUUUUACGCCUUCAUUGGUUUCGACAUCAUCGCGACGACGGGAGAAGAAGCCAAAAACCCAAACACCUCUAUCCCGUACGCCAUCACCGCCUCGCUCGUCACAUGUCUCACUGCGUACGUCUCGGUGAGUGUGAUCCUGACCCUGAUGGUGCCCUACGACCUGAUCGACGGCUCUGCUCCCCUCAUGGAGAUGUUUGCGGUUCACGGGUUCCUUUGGGGGAAGUACGUCGUAGCUGCAGGUUCGGUGGCGGGUCUCACUGUGUCUCUGCUCGGGUCUCUGUUCCCCAUGCCCAGAGUCAUCUACGCCAUGUCCAGAGACGGGCUGCUCUUCAGAUUCUUGUGCCACGUGUCGGCCUUUACUCACACUCCCGCCGUGGCCUGCGUUGUUUCGGGGACUUUCGCCGCCAUCUUAGCGCUCCUGGUCAGCCUCCGCGACCUGAUCGAGAUGAUGUCCAUCGGCACGCUGCUGGCAUACACCCUGGUUAGCGUCUGCAUCCUUUUACUGCGCUACCAACCCGACGAAACCACGGACACGCACCAUUUCAGAUCCGAAGACACCGAGGACAUUAAACAGCUUGAAGACGGAGAUUUUCCCACGAAAGACGAUCGAAAACUGAUAGAAAAUGAGAAUUCGUCUUAUCACGCUGGAGGGACAGAAGGCGAGGGAGACGACUCAGAUUUCCACACCGGACACGCCCCUUUAUUUAAGCGGAUUCUUGGCGGUCAUUAUUACACGAUUCGGAUGCGUUUGGGAAUGCCAGACGCCUCCGCCCGCCCCACGCCAAUCACCGGCCGCACCGUCACGAGAUGCACCCUGUCGUUCUUCAUUUCUAGCUUCAUCAUGUGGUCCUGGGUCAUUUUCGGAGUGGAGCAGGGGUCGGGAUUUGGAGCCGUACUUUCGGGGAUCAUGGCGGCGUUGGCGUGCGGGACGUUGGUGAAGCUGAUGGUGACGAUCCUGCAGCAGCCCGAGAGCCCGCGCCGUCUGCCGUACAUGGCGCCCUGUGUGCCCUUCGUCCCCGCGGCGGCCAUUUUAGUGAACACCUACCUGAUGCUGAAGCUGAGGCCGCUGACGUGGAUACGGUUUACGAUCUGGUGUCUCAUCGGUUUGCUGAUUUACUGCUGUUACGGCGUGUGGCACAGCACUCUGGAGCUGAACGCGCAGGAGGAGCAGGCUCAGGCCAGCACCUACCAGCGAUACGAUGACCACCUGGACGAUACUUUCUCCCCCGACUUUUACCCAGAAGAGGGCGACGGUGAGCGGCCGUAUCAGGGCUGGUCUGCGCCCGAGGAGAGGGGCUACCUCUACACCGCCCAGAGGAACCACCCGGGGCAGGAGGUCCCGUACGAGGAGGGUGAGGAUGAGGAGGAAGAGGAGGAGGAGGGCGAGGAGGGGUAUGGGUACCAGUCUGCACCCAGAACGAAGUACAAGAGCUCGAGAGGAAGGACCAAUCGGGGCUUCUUUGACGAUGACGAUUAA